AGCCAAUGGCCAGUGGAAUCCCUGGGGGCCUUGGAGUGGCUGCUCCAAAUCAUGUGAUGGGGGUUGGCAGAGGCGGGCGCGGGUGUGCCAGGGGGCAGCGGUCACCGGGCAACAGUGCGAGGGCACAGGGGAUGAAGUCCGCAAGUGCAGUGACCAGCGUUGCCCAGCGCCCUAUGAGAUCUGUCUGGAGGACUACACUGUAUCCAUGGUGUGGAGAAGAACACCUUCAGGAGAACUGGCCUUCAACAGGUGUCCUCCCAAUGCCACGGGCACCACUAGUCGACGCUGCUCUCUGGAUCACCGGGGUGUGGCCUAUUGGGAACCACCCAGCUAUGCCCGCUGCAUAACCAAUGAAUAUAGAUACCUGCAGCAAUCAAUCCAGGGCCACCUAGCUAAGGGCCAGGGGAAGUUGGCGGGGGACGGGAUGUCUCAGGUGACCAAGACCCUGCUGGAUCUCACCCAGAGAAGGAACUUCUACGCUGGAGACCUGCUGUCCUCUGUGGAGAUACUCAGAAACGUGACUGAUACCUUCAGGAAGGCCAGUUAUGAACCAAGCUCAGACGACGUGCAGAACUUCUUUCAAAUCAUCAGCAAUCUCCUGGAGGAAGACAACAGGGAAAAGUGGGAAGACGCACAACAGAUCUAUCCAGGUGCAGUGGAGCUGAUGCAGGUCAUCGAGGAAUUCAUCCACAUCGUUGGCCUGGGCAUGAAGGAUUUCCACAACGCCUAUCUGAUGACUGGGAACUUGGUGGCCAGCAUCCAGAGGCUCCCGGCACUGUCUGUGAUGACUGACAUCAACUUCCCUAUGAAGGGACGUAAAGGCAUGGUGGACUGGGCCAGGAACUCUGAGGACAAGGUGGUUAUCCCCAAGGGCAUCUUUCUACCACAGUCUGCAGACAUGGAUGGAUCACCUGUUUUCAUCCUGGGGACUGUCCUGUACAAGACUCUGGGACUGAUGCUGCCUUCACCAAGGAACCACACGGCAGUGAGCUCCAAAGUCAUUGCUGUCACAGUGAGACCAGAGCCCAGGAUAACAGAGUCACACCUGGAGAUCGAGCUGGCUCACCUGGCCAACGGAACCCUGAGUCCUUACUGUGCAUUGUGGGAUAACGGCGUCAUGAACGAUUCUUGGGGAACCUGGUCGAGUAAAGGAUGUAAAACCGUACUAACCGAUGCAUCCCAUACAAAAUGCUUAUGUGAUCGUGUAUCUACCUUCGCCAUUUUGGCACAGCAACCAAGAGAAAUAACCAUGGAGUACUCAGCGGUCCCCUCUGUGACUUUGAUCAUUGGUUGUGGUCUGUCCUGUCUCGCCUUGAUCCUGUUGCUCGUGGUCUAUGCUAUUCUAUGGAGUACUUCCCGUUAUUCCAGAUAUAUCCGGUCUGAGCGGUCCAUCAUCCUAAUCAACUUCUGCCUGUCAAUCAUCUCCUCCAACCUCCUCAUCCUGGUUGGACAGACACAGACACACAAUGCGGUAAGAUUUCAUGUUGUACUGCAUGCACUUCAACUGCUUUACUCAAACACACGACUCACAAUGCAGGUUGUGUUUAUAUGUUGUAUUGGAAGAGACAAAUCAAAAUCAAAUCAAAUUUUAUUUGUCACAUACACAUGGUUAGCAGAUGUUAAUGCGAUCCCUCAGCCCCCUCCCUCCCCCAGUCCCUCAGCUCCCCUCCCUCCCCAGUCCCUUAGCAGUCCCUCAGCCCCCUCCCCUCCCCAGUCCCUCCCCCCUCAGUCCCUCAGCUCCCCUCCCUCCCCCAGUCCCUUAGCCCUCAGCCCCCUCCCUCCCCAGGGCCCUGGUCCCCCUCCCCCCCCAGUCCCUCAGCCCCCUCCCUCCCGUGUCAGGCCCCUUCCCCCUCCCCCAAGGCCCCUAGUGAUUGAUCAUCAUUUGGAGGAGAGCUACACGGCCCACACAGAGCCCCUGCAGGUGGGUCUGAAUGGACCUACUGCUGGGCCAUUCUGGCGGGUGGCGUGGGGGUUGAGGCAGUGUGCUCAGUGCCAUCAGUCCCCAGCAGGACCUGCCAUCGGCCCCAAAGGCCCUGUCCAGAGGCCCCCAUCGGCCCCAAAGUCCCUGUCCAGAGGCCCCCAUCGGCCCCCAAGGCCCUGUCCAGAGGCCCCCAUCGGCCCCAAAGGCCCUGUCCAGAGGCCCCCAUCGGCCCCAUCGUCCACCAGGCAUUCAACAGGCCAGGCCCUGGCUGCCAGGACAGGCCACUGGGGUUCGGUGGGCUAA
Oncorhynchus masou masou (cherry salmon) is the source of this 2224-nucleotide messenger RNA. Its product is annotated as adhesion G protein-coupled receptor B3-like. The record is from RefSeq and is a predicted model, not a curated record. Gene Ontology annotation, molecular function: G protein-coupled receptor activity. The transcript has 16 exons. Gene Ontology annotation, biological process: neuron remodeling; adenylate cyclase-activating G protein-coupled receptor signaling pathway; negative regulation of angiogenesis. NCBI's taxonomy places the organism in Eukaryota, Metazoa, Chordata, Actinopteri, Salmoniformes, Salmonidae. Gene Ontology annotation, cellular component: plasma membrane; postsynapse; synaptic cleft. Bases 206 to 2224 code for a protein of 672 amino acids.